AUGGAUUUGUGUGUAGAGAGUUGUACUAUGAGAGGACAGAGCUGUUUGGCAGCCAGACAUCAGUCAACACAGCAGUGCUGGACAUAUGUGAUCUGCUACAGGCUUUACUCUGUUAAUAUGAUGGAUUUGUGUGUAGAGAGUUGUACUAUGAGAGGACAGAGCUGUUUGGCAGCCAGACAUCAGUCAACACAGCAGUGCUGGACAUAUGUGAUCUGCUACAGGCUUUACUCUGUUAAUAUGAUGGAUUUGUGUGUAGAGAGUUGUACUAUGAGAGGACAGAGCUGUUUGGCAGCCAGACAACUAGAGUUGUACUAUGAGAGGACAGAGCUGUUUGGCAGCCAGACAACUGUAAACACAGCAGUGCUGGACAUAUGUGAUCUACUGCAAGCUUCUUUGUGGGAGCUGCGAGUAUUGUCAACCUCCAAGGGACUUGUGGCUGGCAACCUCACAAUCGUUACUGCUGAUAGAGAGGUCAUAGACUUUUCUAAACCUGGAGGAGUAUUGGUGCCACAAGACGUGAAUGGAAUAUUAAAGAUUAAAUCCUCUGCCAAAUUCAUUCUUAUCGUUGAAAAAGAUGCUGCUUUUCAAAAGCUGUUGGAUGAUGGUGCUCAUGUGAGGUUAGGACCCUGCAUUAUUAUCACAGGCAAAGGAGAGCCUGAUAUCAACACAAGAUUGUUUGUCUGCCGACUCAGUCGGGAACUGGCAAUCCCAGGGUUGAUUUUGGUAGAUGCAGACCCUUACGGUAUUGAGAUCAUGUGCACUUACCGUUUUGGAUCAUUGACCAUGAUCCAACACUCGGCGGAGCUAGCUGCACCAGAACUGCGUUGGGUCGGACUUCAUCCAACUGAUAUUCAACGCUUGGCAAUACCAACUGUGCCUCUAACGAGCCUGGACUUUGCCAAAGCCAGGGAGCUCAGCCGUCGACCGUACAUCGUACAAGACGAACAGCUCUUAGAACAGGUUAACUGGUUGUUGGAAAAUGGCAGAAAGAGUGAGAUAGAAAACCUUACAGCCUGCUCUCAAACUUUUCUCACCGACAUGUUCCUGCCUCAUAAGAUAACAGCUAGGAACGUCAUUUAGUUAGUUUAGUUCACUACAAUAUUUGACAUUAUUUGAAUGUCUUAAAAAAAAAGAUAUUUUAUAAGUGUUGCACACUUUUUGACACAUUUCCUACUGUACUGAACUAUAUUGCUCUAAUUGAUUAUUAAUCAUAUUUCCUUUUUAGUUGUUAAGUUAAUGGCUUAGUAAAUAAUUAGGCCUAUAUUAUUAAUAGUAUCAUUCACUUUAUUGUUAAAUUAUGGCUAAUAAUGUAAUUUGUUUGUAUUUUUACUUUCUAUGGUUUGCCGAGUAAAUGU
Macrosteles quadrilineatus (aster leafhopper) is the source of this 1355-nucleotide messenger RNA. Its product is annotated as meiotic recombination protein SPO11-like. The record is from RefSeq and is a predicted model, not a curated record. Gene Ontology annotation, cellular component: nuclear chromosome. NCBI's taxonomy places the organism in Eukaryota, Metazoa, Arthropoda, Insecta, Hemiptera, Cicadellidae. Gene Ontology annotation, biological process: meiotic DNA double-strand break formation; meiotic DNA double-strand break processing; reciprocal meiotic recombination. Gene Ontology annotation, molecular function: DNA topoisomerase type II (double strand cut, ATP-hydrolyzing) activity; DNA binding; ATP binding. Bases 1 to 1080 code for a protein of 359 amino acids. The transcript is spliced from 6 exons.